CUUGCUUGCUAGCUAGUAGUCCAUGUUAAUUAGAUUAACUCUCAUCAAUCAGUUCAAAUCAUCAAAUGGGUUCUUCUCACGUAGCCUUCUUUGCCAUUUCAAUGAUUUUGGUUUCCUCAAUUGCCAUGGCAACUGAUCAUGUUGUGGGUGAUGACAAGGGCUGGACUGUGGACUUCAACUACACUCAAUGGACUCAGGACAAGGUUUUCCAUGUCGGUGACAACCUUGUGUUCAAUUAUGACAAUGCGAAGCACAAUGUGUUCAAAGUGAGUGGAGCAUCUUUCAAAGACUGCACCCUUCCACCCGCAAAUGAAGCACUCUCCACUGGAAAGGACAUCAUUCCACUGACAACUGAAGGAAGAAAAUGGUACCUUUGUGGAAAAGCUGAUCACUGCAUUGCUCGUCAAAUGAAGUUUGUGAUCAAUGUUGAAGCACAAGCUGCACCUGCCCCUUCUUCUGCUGCUUACUCUGUUCUAUCAUCUGUGUUUGGUGUCACUGUCAUCAUCAUGUCACUCAUUACAACUAUCUUUGCAUGAGAUCAUGAGACAAUGCUACUUUUCUCUAGCUUUAUUUUCUUUUAGAAGAACAAGAGUUAAUUUAUGCUAACUCA
Molecule: messenger RNA, 610 nt
Organism: Lotus japonicus
Lineage: Eukaryota; Viridiplantae; Streptophyta; Magnoliopsida; Fabales; Fabaceae
Product: blue copper protein 1a-like
Exons: 2
Coding region: 66-536 (156 amino acids)
Cellular component (GO): plasma membrane
Molecular function (GO): electron transfer activity
Source: RefSeq, a predicted model, not a curated record